GGAGUGGUUUACCCAGCACCGCGGACCUGUCUCUUCGGCCGGUGAUUUCGACGCCGGUGCAAAACGCAUACGAACAAAAAAUAUAUAUUUACAGUUUUGAUUUUUUCGAAAACACAGUUUUAUUACAAGUCGUGUGUGUGUGUCCGAUAUAGUGAUUCGAUAUAGUGUGUGUUAAUAAUUGAACAAAAUACCCGUUUCGAUUGUACUAUGCAUAUUUGGGACGACAAACCCGUUUCGAUCAUGCACCACAAAGUAACCGGCAAAAAGAUGGAUUACUCGCACUGUCCGCUGAAAAAGCGACCCGUCCACUACGACAGAUACGUCAAGGACGAGAUGGAUUUCGAAACCGCACAAGACUUGACCGAACCCGAAAACCUGAGCACCAAGCCCCAAGACUUGAGCGUCAAGUGCAAACCGUCGACGGUGACUUUGCAAGAUUCCAAAAAAGAAGUACCGUUCGGUCACCACCAGUUACCGGUACAACCGUCGCCGUACCACCACCAUCCGUACCAGCCGACGGCCAUCAAGCCGGGCCCGCUGGAACCGCUCUGCCUGAACAUAGCCGCCGGCGGCGACCACCCCGGCGGCGUGGGCUAUCACCACCACCACAACAACAACAACAACAACAACAACCACUAUCACGGUCCCGCCGUGCCGCGUCCCGUGCCGGCCCAGUACCCGCCGGCGGCGUACCCGUUCGGUUACAUGUACCACGGACUGUCGGCCGAACGAGCGUACCCGGUGUACUCGCACGGACUACCGCCGCCGCCGCCGUCCGCCACGCACUUGCCGCAAUCGUGCGUGGCUCGCGACGCUUCACUGUCGCCGCCCGGCUCGGCGUACUCCGCGUUCAAGCCGCACGUGCCCGGCGCCGCGUGGCAAAGCCGCGGCUCGGACGGUUGGUCGCCGUCCACCGUGACCGAGACGUCGUCGCCCGCCGUGUCGCCGUACGGCGCCCAGUCCAGCGAGAGCGACACCGCGUCGUCGGCAGCCACUACCGCGACCGGCUCGACGGCCGCCGGCAAGUCGGGCGCGGCACGGUACAAGUGCGGCUCGUGCGCCAAGACGUACUCGACCGUGUCCGGGCUGACCAAGCACCAGCAGUUCCACUGUUCCGACGACGAGUGCGGCAACGGCGGCGGCUCGCCGAAAACGUUCAGCUGCAAGUUCUGCGACAAGGCGUACAACACGCUGGGCGCGCUCAAGAUGCACAUCCGCACGCACACGCUGCCGUGCAUAUGCAAGCUGUGCGGCAAAGCGUUCAGCCGGCCGUGGCUGCUGCAGGGGCACAUCCGCACGCACACCGGCGAAAAGCCGUUCUCGUGCCCGCACUGCAACCGGGCGUUCGCCGACCGGUCCAACCUCAGGGCGCACCUGCAGACCCACUCGGACGUGAAGAAGUACUCGUGCCCGACCUGCAGCAAAACGUUCAGCCGCAUGUCGCUGUUGACCAAACAUUGCGACACCGGAUGUCCGCGGCUGCAAGUGGCCGACAGCGGCCUGCACCACCAUCAGCUCCACAACGUAUCGCCCCCGCUGGCCCAUUGACGGGACGGCCGCAUAUGCGUCGUCCUCAUACUAUUGAUUCUUGCCACCAAUUAUUAUUAUUAUAACUAUUUAUUUAUUGUAAUUAUUAUUAUUUGAAUUUUUUUUUUCCAUGUAAUACUUAUAAUGCUUUAUUUUUUUUUUUACAUCUACUUCGUACUAGUCACUUUUUACAUAUUUAUUUAUUUAUAUAAUAAAUAAACAACUGCACUGUAUUAGGACAUAAGGUUAAUAUUAUAGUUAUUAUAAUAUAUAUAUUAAACAUUAUUAUUAGGUAUUAUUAUUAUUAUUAUUAUUAUUAUUGAGCCAUAUUUAUUGUGCAUGAUAUAUGUAUGUUGAGAACUAGUCGCCGUUUAUACUGUUUUAUACCCCAUGUCGGAUUCGGCCAUUAUAUUGUGUAUUAUUAUGAUAAUUUAAAAAAUAUAUAUAUUUUUAUAUUAUAUAAUGU
This is a messenger RNA of Adelges cooleyi (spruce gall adelgid), 1993 nucleotides long. RefSeq names its product zinc finger protein SNAI2-like. Gene Ontology annotation, molecular function: RNA polymerase II cis-regulatory region sequence-specific DNA binding; DNA-binding transcription factor activity, RNA polymerase II-specific. The transcript is spliced from 2 exons. The coding region runs from base 208 to 1548 and encodes 446 amino acids. Gene Ontology annotation, biological process: regulation of DNA-templated transcription. NCBI's taxonomy places the organism in Eukaryota, Metazoa, Arthropoda, Insecta, Hemiptera, Adelgidae. The record is from RefSeq and is a predicted model, not a curated record.